AUGACGACGCUCAAGAUCUCGUGGACAGCCAAACAGGACAUGCGCCGCGUGCAGGUCGCGGCCGUGCGCCAGACGCUCGCGUCGCUUCCCGGCCGCACGUCGAUCGGCGUCAACGCGGAGCACUUGAGCUUCCGCGACCUGCGCGACUACGUGCGCUGGAUCUUCCCCGAGCUCGCGGCGCCGCUCUGUGACGUGCGUCUGUACUACAUUGACGACGACCAGGAACAAGUGCGCAUCACGAACGACGUGGAGCUGGACGAAGCGUUCCGUCUGAUGCGGGAGCUGGCUAUCGCUGCUGGAAAGGGCGCGGCUGCUGCCGUGUGCAAGAUCAUUGUCGUGGCCACGACGCGGGAGGCUGUCGCUGCUGUGGACAAUGGGGAGGACACGACGCGUUGUAGUAGCAGGUACACGGAAGCGGACGUGGUGCCUCAGGACACGGCAGAGCUGCUGGCAAGUCGGCAGAAGAAGCAGAUGUUGGAUCUGUUUGUCGAUCUCGGGAAAGUGAUUGAGCAGUGGAGUGCACGUGGAGAGCACGAGACGCUGAAGAAAGAUUUGGUGUCGUUGCUGCACGAACCUGGAUGCCAAGAAGCGUUGCUGGAGAUUAUGGCCAAUGCAAAGUUUGCAAUGCUGUUCCAGACCGUGACGGAAGAGUGCCUGAAGAAGGGCAACUUUACCGAGUGUCUGCUGGCUGUUGCUGGCACUGGCGAUUUGGAAGAGGUGGCCAAGAUCUUGCUUGCCAAGUGUCCGAAUGCCCGUGUGCAGGUGGAGAGAGUGCUGCAGCAAGUACAGUACAGCCACAAUGCGCAGCUCAUGUCGGCUAGUGACUACUUUGAGACGAUCUCGAAGGAAGAGACCAAGCAGGACCUGGGCCCAGUUGUGGCAGUAUUCGAGGGUGACGUUACGUGCCCAGACGGCACGGUAUUGGCAUCGGGAGAAGCGUUUGAUAAGGUGUGGAAACUGCGUAACGGAGGCUGUACCAAGUGGCCUGUGGGAGCUGUGCUUUCGUGCGUAGGUGGCGACAAGAUGCAAGCCCCUGAGAGCGUGCUGAUUCCGUCAGUACAACCUGGCAAGUCGAUUGAUGUGUCGUUGCGCAUGGUGGCCCCAGCAAAGGCUGGUCGUUACACUGGUUACUGGCGUCUAAGCACGCCUGAUGGAAACCGAUUUGGACAACGUCUCUGGGUCGACAUCAAUGUGAUGGAUACGGAAGAGCUGACGCCCGUCAGUACCGGCGGCGCGGAAGAGGUUCGUGCUGACAAUGCCUCUGCUGCGGUUGUACCGAGUGAAGUUGAGGGGUCAACUGUUGCGACGCCAAGUGUGGCGGAAACCGAGUCGAUCGAGUCUCUUCGAUGGUCGGACCAGCUCCAGGUUCUGGCUAGCAUGGGCUUUGCGAAUGAGACGCGCAACUUGGCUCUGCUGACGCAGCACGACGGCAACAUGGAAGCUGUGAUCACGGACUUGCUGAGCUGA
Hyaloperonospora brassicae is the source of this 1467-nucleotide messenger RNA. The record is from the annotation of a GenBank genome assembly. NCBI's taxonomy places the organism in Eukaryota, Oomycota, Peronosporomycetes, Peronosporales, Peronosporaceae.